Triplophysa dalaica is the source of this 1775-nucleotide messenger RNA. It is a transcript of the gene cep43, whose product is annotated as centrosomal protein 43. Gene Ontology annotation, molecular function: protein binding. Bases 13 to 1692 code for a protein of 559 amino acids. Gene Ontology annotation, biological process: microtubule anchoring. Gene Ontology annotation, cellular component: centrosome. The transcript is spliced from 21 exons. The record is from RefSeq and is a predicted model, not a curated record. Lineage: Eukaryota; Metazoa; Chordata; Actinopteri; Cypriniformes; Nemacheilidae.
CACACGACGAAGAUGUCUGCCACAGAGGAGGACACGGAACUAAGAGAUCUACUGAUCCAAAACUUGGAAAACAGCGGGGUUUUGAAUAAAAUUAAGGCAGAAUUACGUGCAGCUGUUUUUCUUGCUUUGGAGGAACAAGACAAAGUUGAGAAUAAAACUCCCCUUGUGAAUGAAAACCUAAAAAAGUCUCUUAACACGAAGGAUGGACGCCUCGUAGCAGGUCUCAUCACUGACUUCUUGCAGGUCUUUAAUUUAGACUUCACUCUCGCUGUGUUCCAACCAGAAAUCAACACGCUGAACGGGCUUGAGACUCGUGAAAGUCUGUCCAAGGAGCUCAGCAUCUCUGAGUCAGAGGUGAAUCGAAACACCCCACUUCUGCUUGAGCUGGUCAAGAGAAGUCGACAAAAGACUUCCAUUUUUGGAGAGGGAGACAAAGUCACAGAGAAAAGUUUUCCCAAGGAAUUGUCGCCCCGUCAAAUCACAGAUGCCCGUAAAAAAUUUGACUCUUAUGACAAGAUCCGAAUUGGCGAAAUACAGAGAGAAUCAAUUGUUGCCAUUUUCUCAGAACUGUUUCCCCACUUCUGCAGAAACGUGCUGGAAAGUUAUGUCAAUGAGGAACUCAAAGACAAAAGCAGGGACACAAGCACCUCUUUAGACUUUCAGGACUUUCUGGGAAUGUACAAAUGCUUCUUCAUACAAUGUCGAAGCGUGGUUACUAAUGACGGCAGUGAUGGACUUUACUUCUCAAGUAAAACUAUUGAAGAUAGAAUCAUUUCAUCUUCCGCCAGCAAGAUACCCAGGUAUAAAGGAUUUGUUAAGCACAGUUCAGCGCAGGAUGAGAACGCUGACUUGAAGACUGCUGACAGAAGACAUGAAACACCGGGGUCUUUAAAGAAUAUAGGGUCCGUUCAAGUGUCCGAUGGGUCAGAGAGGGGACCAGGUGAUGGGAAGAAUGCUUCCAACCCACUCAGGAGAACACUGGAGCUAGGAUUGGAGGAUGAGGAUGAGGAAGGAGAUUCAUUCUUUGACGAUCCUCUUCCGAAACCUCAGAAGACCUACGGCUGUAGUUUACCAUCAGCAGAUAAGCCUUAUUCGGGGUUGAGGCUUUCUGAAAAAAUGUUUGGCCAAAAAGAUCAGCAUUGGCAGAAAGAAGGAAGCCUGUCAGGGCGAUCCUUUUCUCAAAUGAGGAGGGGCACUAGCCUCAAUGACCUGUCUGCUAUAGGCAUUGAUAAAGAGGGUGAUGGAGUGGACUUUGAAAACAGGCCCAGCCCUGAUUCUGAACCCAGGAGAGAGACGUCGGGCAGCUUUUCCGGAAAAGCUCUCUCCACGGAUGCACAGUUAAAGAGCACGGGAGGAUCAGUCUCUGCCGACAGCAGCCAGAAAGAUCCUGCAUCUGAUAAGAAUGAUCAUUCUAGUUUCAAAGAUAAAGGUGUUAAAAAUGUGCAAGCACCAAAUGAGAAUACUGGAUCUCCUUUGCUGGAUGCUGUGUGCACAGAUGAAGUGCUUUACUAUGACGAUGACUUCAACAGUCACCGCUCUGAAAACUCUAAGAGUGAAGUGAGCAUUGAAGAGGAGAUUGAGGAGGUGUCAAUAGAGGGGCCUGACAUUAGUGAUAAGAUUGAUGAAAGCACUCAGGAUGUUAGCGUCUCGCAGAUAAGCUUGGGUGCAGACUACAUGGAAGAUGUUGCGUGACUUUGAACCCCCGUCCUAUAUUUUGUACCUUAUGUAUUUAUGGAUUUGUGAUGACAUAAUAAACGAUGAAGUACCGUAUUGUU